Messenger RNA from Penaeus chinensis, 1380 nucleotides. RefSeq names its product glycine-rich cell wall structural protein-like. The coding region runs from base 1 to 1380 and encodes 459 amino acids. The transcript is spliced from 13 exons. NCBI's taxonomy places the organism in Eukaryota, Metazoa, Arthropoda, Malacostraca, Decapoda, Penaeidae. The record is from RefSeq and is a predicted model, not a curated record.
AUGAUCUCUAGAAGCCUAUUGGUUGUGAUGGUGGCCGUGAUGGCGAUGGUGUUGGCGGAGGAAGUGGUGGAUUUGGUGGAGGAAGAGGAGCUGGCGGAUUCGGAGGCGGCAACGCACUUGGCGGCGGCGGAGGAGGAGGAAGGAGGAGGAUACGGCGGUGGUCGAGGAGGCGGCGGUGGAGGCGGAAGUGUGCUCCCCGCAGUUUUCCUUGGAAGUGGACAGCUCUCCGCCGGUGGAGGCGGUGGAUUCGGAGGUGGUGGCAGUGGAGGCGGUGGAUUCGGAGGCAGCGGUUUUGGCAGCGGUGGAUUCGGAGGUGGUGAUGGUGGCCGUGAUGGCGAUGGUGUACGUUGCUGCGGCUGGAGGAGGAUAUGCGGCGGCGGCGGCGGCGGCGGCGGCGGCGGAGGAUACGGCGGAGGUCGAGGAGGCAGCGGUGGAGGUGGAAGUGUGCUCCCUGCAGUUUUCCUUGGAAGUGGACAGCUCUCCGCCGGUGGAGGUAGUGGAUUCGGAGGUGGUGGCAGUGGAGGCGGUGGAUUCGGAGGCAGUGGUGGAUUCGGUGGCAGCGGCGGUGGAAGCGGUGGAUUCGGAGGCAGUGGCGGUGGAAGCGGUGGAUUCGGAGGCAGCGGCGGUGGAUUCGGAGGCAGCGGCAGUGGAAGCGGUGGAUACGGAGGCAGCGGCGGUGGAAGCGGUGGAUUCGGAGUGCCACACUUUUACCUCUGCCUUUGUUCCUUUAACAGUAGGACAGAAAAUCGGAGAAUGAGUUUAAAACGCCCAUUGGUAGUGAUGGUGGCCGUGAUGGCGAUGGUGUACGUUGCUGCGGCUGGAGGAGGAUAUGUGGAAAGCUCUCCGCCGGUGGAGGCGGUGGAUUUGGAGGUGGUGGCAGUGGAGCCGGUGGAUUCGGAGGCAGCGGUUUUGGCAGCGGUGGAUUCGGAGGCAGCGGCGGUGGAAGCGGAGGAUUCGGAGGCAGCGGUGGUGGAAGCGGUGGAUACGGAGGCAGCAGCGGUGGAAGCGGAUGACGUCUCUGAUGUUAGAACUCUCGCUUUUUUGGCUGCUUUGUGUUGUUAUAAAAGUAGGACAGAAAAUCGGAGAAUGAGUUUAAAACGCCCAUUGGUGGUGAUGGUGGCCGUGAUGACGAUGGUGUAUGUUGCUGCGGCUGGAGGAGGAUAUGUUUUCCUUGGAAGUGGAAAGCUCUCCGCCGGUGGAGGCGGUGGAUUCGGAGGUGGUGGCAGUGGAGCCAGUGGAUUCGGAGGCAGCGGUUUUGGCAGCAGUGGAUUCGGAGGAAGCGGCGGUGGAAGCGGUGGAUUCGGAGGCAGCGGCGGUGGAAGCGGUGGAUACGGAGGCAGCAGCGGUGGAAGCGGUGGAUUCGGAGAAUUAGAAACCUAG